AUUUGGAACGAGUUGUGUAAGACCUUCAAGGCCUUAAAUUCAACUUCCGGUCGUAAACCAAAACAAGACCAAACAGCGGGAUGUACAAACGUUCACUUUACAAAGUAAAUCCAGUGCAAAGCAACGGUGGACAGAAAACGAAAAGAAAAACUCUUGCACAAGGGCGAUUGAUCAGUGACGCUGGGGGAACAUCUGGCAAACAACGAGGAGUUCUAGCUCAUGGAAUAGAUGCUCACACAAAAGAGAGUGACAAAACGGUUCCAUUCCCUGAAAGCCACAGCGCUGUUCCAUCUGCAGGGUGGAUAAAAGACAAUGAGGGUAUUGAACCCUCUGCCAGCAUUACACCUAGAAAGACAGCACCACACACCACAGAACAGAAUUCUCCUGCGAGAGUUCAGAAGACAGAUUAUUUAGAUUUAUCUGACAGUGAGGAGGAAAAUGUCUUAAAGUCUCAGUUAGAAGAGUUGGGACAGCAGAAGUGUAAACCAAAUGAUGUCAUGGUUCUGGACGCUUCCUGUCAGCUGAUUGACCCGGAUCAGGUAGAAGUGGGUGUGGUUGGCUACGAGAAAUCCCCCGCUCGGGUUGUCUGUCAUUCAGCAGCAGCGGCGAAGCGGCAGCUCAGGAAUUCUGCCAGAAGAGGUGAACCAAGCAGAGUAACUGUUUCUAAUGUCCCUGUAGUUCAGGUUUCAUCACCAAUGGCCUCCAAGCCUUCAAACAACAAGUCAUCCUCUGUUCUGAAAGAAAAACUGACAGGUCUACCAAAAAGUGCAGAUGAAGUUCUAGGAGAGUUACCAGUUCUGACUCAGAUGGAGAGGUUAAUGGGAUUGCCUCAGCCAAAUUUUGACGAUUCGGGGGAUUCAGAUAACCUACAGCAGCCCCCGGGGGAGAGGUCUGAUGUCAUGUCCCUCAUCAGUGAGAGUGAUGUCUGUUCAAUCUCAGAUUUUGUUACAAAACCUACAAACAAAAACAAAAAACCAGUUGGUGCAGAAAUCAAUACAGCAAAGGAGACAGCUAAAGUACCAGGGUCAGCAAAGAAGAAAAUCAAGGUGGUGCCUUCCAGAUACAUGCAAGCAGCACAGGCUAAAGGCUCAGUAUCUGUACUAAUGGAUAAAUCUUCAAAGGCAGACAAAAGCAAGGCAAGUCGAAGUCUCGACAUCCAAACAAACCCCAGAGGGAAGAAAACUACGAAAGAGAGAAAGCGUGCAGAAUCCCAGAAAAAUCCUGGUACCCCUGACAACACACAGCCCACAAAAACAGGGAAGACAUCCACUCCUACCUCAGAUGUAUCAUUCUUCUCUACAUUACAAACAGACAUCUCAGCAAUAUCUACAGGUGGUGACACAUCCAAACUACAUGUAAAUACAGAUUCUCAUUCUAAAGACAAUGUAGUUAAGCAUAAAUCAACUAUAACACAACAAGACCUGGACUUGUUGUACGGUAGGCUUGUGCAGUGGGAAUAUCUCGACAGCAAAGCAAAGAGAAUCAAAGAAGAACAGGAAAGAAAAGCAAUGUCUCAGAUGUUAUGGCUACAAGAAGAAGUACAAAGGCUUAGAAAACAGAAACACGAAAAAGACAAAGAAUUAACCAGAUUAAAGCACCUAAAUGAAUUAGAUGAACAACUGGAUAUUCAGAGAGAUUGUCUAGAACCAGUUGUCAGCCAUCUCCCUAAGAUGACGAGGCAGUAUGAGACCUUAGCCCAGGCAUUAGACACAACUCGACAUCAGAUACCUACCAAAGGCAUCUACAUUCCACAGGAUGAGGAAAUGUUUUACAGUCAAUUGGAGCAGACUUUGCAAGAAAGUGAGUACCUACUUGGAAACUUAUCGGCAACCACUGGGCAGCCAUUUCAGAGUGCCACCGCUACUGUUGCCAAGCAUUUAGCCUCUUUAGAAAAACACACCAACCAACAGUGUCAGCAGUUAAAAAGUUGUAAUGAGAUGAUAGCUGCCACACAAAGUCUGACAAUAGAAGAAAGUUCUUUAUUAAUUCAGAAAGAGAUUUUUUGACAAAUCAUCAAAAUUAUUGUAGUUGCAUUUAUAAAUAUGAAUUGUUAUUGAAUUAUUUCCAUGAUUACUGCAAUAAAUAAAUGAA
Molecule: messenger RNA, 2091 nt
Organism: Saccostrea cuccullata (small rock oyster)
Lineage: Eukaryota; Metazoa; Mollusca; Bivalvia; Ostreida; Ostreidae
Exons: 16
Coding region: 81-2006 (641 amino acids)
Biological process (GO): centrosome cycle; spindle assembly
Cellular component (GO): cytoplasm; centrosome; nuclear microtubule
Molecular function (GO): microtubule binding
Source: RefSeq, a predicted model, not a curated record